This is a messenger RNA of Coprinopsis cinerea okayama7#130, 516 nucleotides long. RefSeq lists its product as hypothetical. The record is from RefSeq and is a predicted model, not a curated record. The transcript has 3 exons. Bases 1 to 516 code for a protein of 171 amino acids. NCBI's taxonomy places the organism in Eukaryota, Fungi, Basidiomycota, Agaricomycetes, Agaricales, Psathyrellaceae.
AUGCUCUCGACACGUUCACUGACGAUCUUCUUCGCCUUUCUACAGAUCUCCACCAUCGUCGCUGUUGCCCUCGCUGCCGUCGCUGCCGCCUCCCCUGCCCUCGAGACCAGGCAGACCAAGUGCGUCAAGAUUACUCAGGCCCAGGCCGAGGCUAGGUUGAAGGAGAACGACAUCACCUGGUCAUCCUCUGGCAACUGCAAGGACAAGACCAAGUCCAACUGCACCUCACUCCAGGACAUCUGCAAUCACACCAUCAGCGGUGUCAUCGCCUUGAAGAAGAGCGUCGGCAGGUCCUUGACUAUCACCGGUGGUACCGAGACCGGCCACGCCAGCGGCACCUACUCGCAUGGUGCUGGAUACAAGGUCGACCUCCGAAAGUUCAAGGAACUCGAUAACUACAUCAUGAACAACUUCAAGGAGAUUUCGAAGCGCGGCUCGUACCGCCGAUGGGAGUCCCCCAGCGGAAACGAGUUCGUCGAUGAGAGCAGCCACUGGGACAUCACCUUCUUCUACUAA